Molecule: messenger RNA, 1640 nt
Organism: Nicotiana tabacum (common tobacco)
Lineage: Eukaryota; Viridiplantae; Streptophyta; Magnoliopsida; Solanales; Solanaceae
Product: deoxyhypusine hydroxylase-B-like
Biological process (GO): peptidyl-hypusine biosynthetic process
Molecular function (GO): deoxyhypusine monooxygenase activity
Source: RefSeq, a predicted model, not a curated record
UAAUUCUGUUAGUUUUGGUAUCGAAGUGAUGAAGAAAUAGGUUAAAGAUUCAAACUUGGUUAGUAAUAUUUGCUACCCGAGCCUGUGCAUAAUCUCUUGAAGGCUAAUUGCCAAAUUUUGGCCGGGUGACAGCAUUAUUCCUGCGAAGUUUCAAUCUCCGGCUUAGGCAUAUACAUGGAGGUCAGAGUUGAUGAGAUUGAAAAUAUACUUGGAGUGGAGGACCAAGAUGAUAAUCCAAAAAAUUCAUUUAAAGUCUCUCAGGAGAUGGAGAAGUUUCUAUGUGACAGAUUGCUGGACCAAGAGCAACAAAUUUCAGAGCGUUUUAGAGCUCUUUUCUCUCUAAGGAACCUUCGGGGCUCAGGUCCACGAAAUGCCCUUAUUAAUGCGACAAGGGACCCCUCAAAUCUCUUGGCGCAUGAGGCUGCAUUCGCAUUGGGGCAAAUGCAAGAUGCUGAUGCCAUUCCUGCUUUAGAAAGAGUUCUAUUUGAUUUCUCCUUGCAUCCCAUUGUUAGGCAUGAGGCUGCAGAGGCACUUGGUGCAAUUGGUUUAGAAAGUAAUAUUUUACUUCUAGAAAGAAGUUUGGCUUCAGAUCCAGCUCAAGAGGUCCGAGAGACAUGUGAACUGGCUCUCAGUCGAAUCAAAGAGCUGAAGAAUGUAGGAACUGAUGACAGUUCCUCAACAGUGGUGUCGUCACCCUUUCUGUCAGUAGACCCAGCUGCUCCUGCUGCUUAUUCCUCUGUUGAGGACCUAAGAGAAGUUCUUUUGAGUGAAGAAAAGGGCAUGUAUGAACGCUAUGCUGCUCUUUUUGCACUACGAAAUAAUGGUGGAGAGGAAGCUAUCUGUGCAAUUAUUGAAUCUCUAGGUUCAAGGAGUGCUCUAUUAAAGCAUGAGGUUGCUUAUGUAUUGGGUCAAUUGCAGAACAAAAAGGCUUCAGAUGCCCUGUCUAGGACUCUUAAAGAUGUCAAUGAGCAUCCAAUGGUUAGACAUGAAGCAGCCGAAGCUCUUGGUUCUAUAGCAGAUGCUGAAUGUCUUGCACUUUUUGAGGAUUUUGCCAAGGAUCCUGAGCCUAUUGUUUCACAAAGUUGUGAAGUUGCUCUUAGCAUGCUUGAGUUCGAGAAAUCAGGCAAAUCUUUUGAGUUUCUCUUCAUGCAGAUUCCUCAUGUCGAGCAGGUCUCAUAGGAAGAGUGUCUGGCUUUGCCUAAAUGCUUGUCACAUCUGCUGGUCUCAGAAGAUAAUUCAGUUCCAUGUGCAAUUAAAAUUGAUCCAGUUGUAACUGGUUUCAUUACUUAGAAUGUUCGAUUCGGAUUCUUCUCAGGACUUGCUGUACUAGUGUAUGUUCAUGCUAGUUUUGAUGCUGAGGAAGAUGGGACUCUUAGUCAAAAAAGCAUUGAACUUGUGAAGGAAUCUAUUGAAAGCCAGGACCAUACUCUCAAAGUGUAAAAAUGUUCUCUUUUUGGCUGACUUUUUCUUUAGUUAUGACUUAAUUUUUAACUUUUUGGGAGGGACUUACUGUUAUGGAUACUUAACAAUAGAAAUGGGAGAGGAAAUAUAGGCUGCAAGAUUUUGCAGUGAGCAAGUUGUAUAGUUUGUUUCCAUUAGUGGGUUCAAGUUGUGACUUGUGAUCCCUUGUAUAUUUUUGU